AUGUUCAAUAUUAAAUACCUAACGCCAAUAGGGCUGUUAGUAGGUUUUAUUUAUGCUUUGUAUGCAUUUCAAAGUCAAACCUCUCCAAAUGCAGCCUUACCUCCGUUUAAAUGCCAAGUAUAUGAUAAAGUACAUGGUACUAAUCCAUCUUCAAUGCAAUUAAUGUUUAAGAACAAGGAGUUCCGUGAUGACUCAAUCAAGAAGUUAGCCAAUGCAAUCCGUAUUCCAACUGAAAUGUUUGAUAAAAUGCCAAAUCCUGAAGAUGACCCUAGUUUUGAAGGUUGGUUGCCUUUUAGAAAAUUACAUGAACAGUUGAGAAAUGACUUCCCAUUAGUUUGGUCUUCUUUGAAUGUUGAAACUGUGAACCAUUAUGGACUAUUGUUAACAUGGAAGGGUUAUAAUGAGACUCUAAAACCUGCCAUUUUUGCUGCUCAUCAAGAUGUUGUCCCUGUAGAAAAGAAGACUUGGAACGAAUGGAAACACGAACCAUUCAGUGGUCACUUCGAUGGUGACUAUAUCUGGGGUCGUGGUUCCUUUGACGAUAAGAGUAUGCUAAUUGGUAUUUUACAAACAAUUGAAUAUAUUUUAAAGAAUGAACCUGAAUUUGUUCCUUCAAGAUCAAUUAUUUUGGCAUCCGGUUUUGAUGAAGAGGCUUCCGGUAAUUACGGUGCAAAAUACUUGAAUGAGGUAUUGCUUGAAAGGUAUGGCCAUGAUGGUAUCUACUCAAUUGUUGAUGAGGGUAUGUCAGGUAUCAGUGAAAUCGCUGGUGUAAUGAUGGCCUCUCCAAGUACUGGUGAAAAGGGUUUCUUAAAUCUUGAAUUCAGAAUUGAUACGAGAGGUGGCCACUCUUCUGUUCCACCAGAUCAUACUUCUAUUGGUAUUGCAGCUGAUUUAAUCAAGUUAAUUGAAGAUCAGAAAUUCGAACCUUUAUUCACGAAAAGAAACCCAAUUACUGAUUAUUUCCAAUGUGCUGCUGAAUUUUCAACCAAAAUGGAUUCUAAUUUAAAAUGGGACUUUUUACAUGCCAUAGAAGAUCGUGCUGCUAACCAACGUGUGCUUGAUUUCAUAAUCAACAAAGUAGGAAGACUUGCAGAAUAUUUCUUCCGUACUUCCCAAUCUGUCGAUAUGAUUAAAGGUGGUGUGAAGAGCAAUGCUUUACCAGAAUCCGUUUCAUUUGUUGUCAAUUCAAGAAUUGCUGUAGAAUCUUCUGUUGAGGAAACCAUUCAAAAAUUCAUUAAGCAAGCUGAAGAAAUUGCCAAUAAAUAUGAUUUAACUUUAACUAGAGAUGGCAAGGAUAUUCUAACCUCCGGUAAGAGUGGUAAAAUAACCCUUUCAACGCUAUCCACUUUAGAGCCAGCCCCUGUCUCACCAGCAAAUGAUGUCUGGAGAGAAUUUGCAGGUACUAUUAAGGGUUACUUCGAAGAUGUUAUUUUCCCAUUAACAGCUUAUUCUGGCAGAGAACUUAUUGUUGCCCCAUCUAUUAUGACUGGUAAUACUGAUACUUCUCAUUACUGGAAUUUAACCAAGAACAUAUAUAGAUUCCAUCCAUCUUUUGCUAAUAUGGACGUUUUAUUAACAAUUCAUUCAGUUAACGAACAUAUCGAUCCUGAUUCAGUGAUGCAUGUCAUUGGGUUUUUCUAUGAUUACAUUCAUGUCAUUGCUUGA
Molecule: messenger RNA, 1665 nt
Organism: Vanderwaltozyma polyspora DSM 70294
Lineage: Eukaryota; Fungi; Ascomycota; Saccharomycetes; Saccharomycetales; Saccharomycetaceae
Gene: CPS1
Product: Gly-Xaa carboxypeptidase
Exons: 1
Coding region: 1-1665 (554 amino acids)
Cellular component (GO): fungal-type vacuole lumen
Molecular function (GO): metallocarboxypeptidase activity
Source: RefSeq, a predicted model, not a curated record